CUGUCUAGCAAGACACAGGCAAGGCUCUCGAAGACACACUCUAUUAUCUAACGGUUGUACUUAAAAAGCAAUAAUUUCGAGCUGCGCGAAUCGCGCGCGUAACUCUCCCGGCUCACGCAAUCUCGUGUGACAUUAAAGCUGAUAACGGUAUUAUUACGUGUCAUUCGUGUUAUUACGCGCGAGGAUAUAUCGUUUCCGUGAAAAAUCCGCGCUACAUUUUACGUCGCGAUGAUUCUGUCGUGUUUCAUAUUACAUAUUAUACGUGUGUGCUGGAUACACAUGGCAUGCAUCUCGUAUGUAGAACGUCCUCGUUCGAGCGCAUAAUUGGCGGUAAGAUUUCGCAAUCAAAUCGAGCGAGAUUCGAUAUCGCAAUCAAUCGCAAUAUAUCGCCGCGUUACGUUACGCGGAAGCGUUCCGCGGGUUAAUCUCGGACUCUCCGAUCCACGAUCGUAAUUUGUCAGCCUAUUCGGAUCUGCGAUAACGAUACGCGGACAAACAGUUUCGAUGUUUCGAUUCAGGACAUUGCAGAUUUCGUUUUUUUUUACGCGUCGUGCGACACAAAUCGCGGAUGUGCAACGUUCUUCUACGUUUCUUCUCUUUCAACGCGCUGGUAGAGUACAAAAAAGUGACUUUUUCCCGCGAAAAUCGCUCGGCCUGUAAUCGCGUUCUCUGUAAUCAGAAAAGCUUAAGGGAGGAACGAAGCGCGUUAUUAACGGAAAAAGUGAAAGCGAAGGAUCGUUUUGCGGGUGUACGACUUCCUCGUGUGAUAUUGCGUUAUUUGCUCUUGCCGUAUCUAACGUCUUUAUUAGCGAUGUCGGUUGGUGGAAUUAUAGUAAACGAUGAUGGUACACGGGCAUGCACACUAAUCGUUCAUAAAGUUGCGCAAUUACGUUCAAAGUUAUGAAAUUUAAUUAUUUUGCCCGGCGAGACUGAAACGUCCGCAUUAUAUGCGCAAUCAAAGUUUUAAUGAACGUGCGUCGCGAUCAAGAUGGUGAAGUUGCAAAAAUUUGCUUUUUGCGCAGUCGUUCACUUCUGAAAGAUUUCGAAUUUGAAUUACAAAUGUUGCCAUUGUAUUUUAUACAUUUGUUACAUUACAUUUUAUUAUUCGAUAUUUCAUAUAUAUCUUUUCAUUAGUAUAUUAAUUUUUUUUUUACGGGCACAUGCGUAAUAUUAAGUACAUUAAUUAAAUAAUCAAAUAAUUUACGCUACAUAAGGAUAAUUAGUUUCAAAGUCGAAAGUUCUGGUAUUUACGACCAAUAUUUUUUGUCGCUGAUUAGAGAAAAUAUAAUAAACUUAAAAACCCUGCAGUUUUUAAAUUUUGGUAACUUUUAACUAGUCUCUUUAGCCAGAUGUAUAUACAAUUAAAAUAUCCUUAAGGUUAAUGUAUGGUGCAUCUUUUUUGCAGAGGUAAAUACGCAACGGUGAGGAGAUGCCGCGAGAGAUCCAGUGGCAGGCAGUGGGCUGCCAAGUUUCUGAGGAAGCGACGACGGGCUCAGGAGCUCAGAGCGGAAGCACUUCACGAGGUCGCCGUACUGGAUGCCGCGGCCCAUUGUUCUCGUCUCGUCUCCCUUCAUCAGGUCUUUGAAACCAACACCGAGAUGGUGCUUGUCCUCGAGCUGGCUCCUGGCGGCGAGUUACAAAUGAUACUCGAUCGGGACGAAGUUCCAGAAGAGCGACAGGUUGCCAGAUUGCUGAAGCAGAUUUUGGACGGGAUAGCCUUUCUGCAUUCCCUGAACGUGGCUCACCUCGACAUCAAGGUAAGUGUUUUCAAACACUCGAACUACUUUUGUACGGUGAAGGCGGGCCUAACCCACCACCGACCAUUGUUUGACCGAAGGUGCGGCUGUUAAAAUCCCAAAAGUGCACCGUGCGACAAGGGAUAUAAAUAUAUCCACGGUUCAACGUGCCUUGACGAUUUCUUUCCGAGAAAAGGAAAGUAUGCUGCACAAUUAGAAGAACGUCAGUUCUGCAGUUUUCCUCGGAUGAUACUUAUAAUUUUCAAUUAUUUGUUAAACGACGACUUUCUUGUCCGGCUUGGAGCGUGGAUUUCAAGAUUAUCGCGAACAAGUAUUUCGGGCAGAUAAUUCCGACGGCUUUAUUGCUCGCAAUCGAAGCAUCAUCUGCGUCACGAUUUUAUCGGCUACAAUAAAUUCCUCCGGUUAACGUUCGCGUCUUUUGCGACUGCUAGAUUGGGGAAUAACCCGUGAAAACGCGAGCGAGAUACGCAGCGUGAUUCUUCGGUAUAUCUCCAGACCAGACGUAAAAAAUAACAAGCGAGGCAUGAUAACGGGCGAAGAUUGUCGCUCGUGCAAAUAAUUCUUAUCUCGUUUUUCCGGUGCGCUCCGCAGCGAGGAGCAGCACGGAAAACAGAGGCCUCCCGAGGCGUCUUUUGGCGCGCGGCAGGUAACCGCGAAUUAUCA
This is a messenger RNA of Monomorium pharaonis (pharaoh ant), 2420 nucleotides long. Its product is annotated as serine/threonine-protein kinase 17A-like. Gene Ontology annotation, biological process: intracellular signal transduction; positive regulation of apoptotic process; protein phosphorylation. Gene Ontology annotation, molecular function: protein serine/threonine kinase activity; ATP binding. The transcript has 2 exons. Bases 1386 to 1850 code for a protein of 154 amino acids. Gene Ontology annotation, cellular component: nucleus. The record is from RefSeq and is a predicted model, not a curated record. NCBI's taxonomy places the organism in Eukaryota, Metazoa, Arthropoda, Insecta, Hymenoptera, Formicidae.